AUGGACAUCGACGCAUUACAGGAUAAUCUUGUCAGUGUUGCCUUUUGUGAUAUAAAUUCUGAGAUUUAUUCCCAAGACUUCCUUACAAACACCGUAGAUGCUUUGAAACUAGAAAACGAAACGAUCAAAAAGGAGACAGAUGCGUUAAAACGCCGUCUUGACCAACAGGCCCAACGUCUAACUGUCACUCGAAAAGAGUGUCACCGUCGCCGUCUGCUUCUUCUUGCGCAACAACAACUGAUGGACUCUGGUCCACAAUCAUACCACCAAUGUCCGCAUUGCCCCAAGGCCUUCAUCAACGCUUCAUUUCUCAACGCCCACCUCUAUCGCAGGCAUGUGGAGGUCGUCACGGCCCUCCAAGCCAUUGACCUCAACCAAGACCACAUUGAUCGCUCUGAUAAAGGAGGGAACCUUCAAAAGGAAAAGCCUGCCAUCGACAAGUCCUCCGGUUUGACGUCCAAUUUGGAGCACCAGAUUCAGGAAGUUCUGGGCCACAUAAAGACCCAGCCGCCUUCACUACCGCCAACCCAGUUGGCUUCGGCCAUUGUUCAAACGGUUGAGGUGAACGAGGGGUCAGGUGAUUACCACCCUCCUACACUUCCUCCUGCUCCCUCUCCCACAGCAACCUGGAAGAAGCGAACUGCGGAACUGGAACGGCAACUUCAGGAGGAGCGUGAAAGAAUGCGCGAGUUGGAAGAACGAAACCGGGCUUGGCAGACGUCUGUUGCUGAACAGCACCGGGUGUGUGAAGCGACCGAUGUCUCUAAUAAACGAGAUUUGUUUGCGGAUGUUGAGCAUGUUCGGGAGAUGUUCGAGGUGGAACUGCGUAAUCUGAGAGAAGAGAAUCUUCAAACCCAGAAAGAACUCAUUCAGCUUCGUCUGAAAGGAGGUAUUGAUGUUCAAAAUAAAUCGUAUGUUGAACCCAAACGGAAGGCUUCUGGGUCACCAAAACGCGUCCUAAACUCCCCUGAAAAAGCAAGUCGGGCGUCUUCGAGCUCAGCGUUUCCAGUAGUCGAGAUGGUGAACAAUGCCAACAAAACCGACCAGCUAGUUAGCUACAGCUGGCCGACAGUUACCACGACAUCGAGCUUCAACGACGUCGUAGUUGGCCCGCAGCAAACGUGUGCCGUAUAUUUGGCGUCGACUGCCACCUCACCGACCGCGCCCAGACGGCAUUCCAGGCGACAACAGACCGACAGGAGCCUAGACGAACACAGGUUGCUUCCAACACGCACAAGCACCUCAGUUCAGGUGACUCUGGAUGAUGCGAACCUGAGGCUAUCCAAAGACACUUCCACCAGACUCCAGCAACAGGCUCCACGCAAGGCCAAGGAGGUUGUUGUGGAGGGUGUAGUCAUCAGGACGGAGGACGAGGUGGAGAGAGUGAGGUGCAUUCAUCAGCUACCCUGUGCCAUUUCCACGCCGCGGGCUCCACUUCCUUCGGUAGAUGUAGUUUUCGCGUUGGUUGCCAUGACAACCGUUGCCUGCGUGUUUUCUCCACCCAAGCGCUUUCGCAGUGGUGGGAAUGUUGCGUUUUGUCGUUCCGACAUUGAACUGAGAAUUGAUCCCACGGAAGGUGUAAGACCCUACAAGGAGCAGUUAGAGCAACUCCGCCAAGACCCGAACGCAUUGAAACGUCUACGAAAGGAGGUGGAGGCGUUGCUGAUGGAGCAGCUGAUUGACCAUGACAUUCAGGCGGAUGCCAGAGGGCUUCCACGUGGCAAGUUCAACGGGACAAUUGAUACUCUUGGUCAGGAAAGGCAGCAGCUGGAGCGUAAGCACCCUACGUUCGCGGAGAUACGUGCUUCAUUAUCUCGACAGGUGGACCGCAUGGCUCUGGUGGCGUUGCAUUCAAAACGCGAGCGCCGGGAACCUCUAAGUGGCGACGGUGAUGGUGCAGCCUCCUCCUCCUUCAAGAAGCCUCGAGCAUCUCGGUCGUCGGAGAGAUCGAUAUCAGCGCGACCGACAAGCGGACGUCCCGCCUCCCUCACCUCCAUCACCCCGACCCUCUCGCCGAUCGCGGAGAGACCGCGCCUCGCCAUGGUGAGCCCCGCCAUGCGCAGACCCAACGAGGCGCAUUCGACACAGUCAUUAUUCGAAGAGUCUGAGGAAGAGGAGGUGGAUAGCGACGUAACUGCUCCAGUUCACAAGUAA
Mesocestoides corti is the source of this 2154-nucleotide messenger RNA. The record is from the annotation of a GenBank genome assembly. NCBI's taxonomy places the organism in Eukaryota, Metazoa, Platyhelminthes, Cestoda, Cyclophyllidea, Mesocestoididae.